AUGACGCUGGACGCGAUGCCGGCAGAGGAUGAGAUACCACCUCCUCCAGUCCCUUUUGUUGCCGCGCCGCGUGUGGCAGCCAGAGGUAAAUUGGACAUUGCUGCUGCGUUCAAUGCGGCCCAUGCGGAGGGCUGCGAAUGCUGUCUUCCGAAGCAAUCCGCCCUGAAGCCUGGUUUCUGGCAAGAUGUCGGCUUCGGCAUAAAGGCAGAAACCUCUGAGGGCCAGAUUGUCCGCGAGACCCUAAUACGGGAGGUCGAGGAGGAGGCGCAGGCGAUGUCUCCCAUCGAAAGAACCGCCGCCAUAUUCGGCUGGAAGCGAGCGGGUGAUAUGGCGCUUGAAGAUGAGCAGAAUAUGGAUGGGGCUGGGGACUGUUAUGCUCGUGGUUUGGCAUUUGGGGCUGUGUUGGGGGAGGCGGAUGGCUUGGACGCUUUCCCGGCGUGGUAUCCGAGAAAAGAGGUGCACAAGCUGUGCGCAGAAGUGCUGGCCAGGGCAGCUUUGUUGGACCGAAAUCCGCUGGUCUGUCUGAUCUGUGUCAGUGUCGUUCUGCAGUACACAGUGCAGUCCCCUGCAGUGGUAGAUGCAGUUAUAGAAGCUCGCCAGGAGUUGAAGCUGGCAGAGGAGAAAGGAUCCAAGGCCUUCGGAAGCACUGCCAAGGGCGGAGACUGUAGUCGAGUACGGAACCAACAAUGGCACACCAUGCCCACCAUGCCCACCAUGCCCUUCGCCCAAGCUUUCUCCUGCUCCCCCGUGCUCGGAAGCGACUUUGGAGAACAAAUAUGCUGCUUCAAGUUCAAGCUUAGAUUCUUAGAUGGCAUGACUUCACAUGCGAACAUUGGGACUGAAGGAUUAUGA
Molecule: messenger RNA, 852 nt
Organism: Symbiodinium natans
Lineage: Eukaryota; Dinophyceae; Suessiales; Symbiodiniaceae
Source: the annotation of a GenBank genome assembly